AUGGAAGAGAUUGAUUGGACAGAGUGUUCGUACGAAGGUAAGGCAAUUGCGACGGGCUUGGGUUACUGUAUUUCUAUGUUUAGAAGCCAGAAGUGUGUUAAAGAAAUGGAGAGACGAACACGAGAGGCGAUCGGAAGAGACAGUUGAGAUAUGGGAGCACAUAUUGUCAUCUUACGACCAAUCUUUGGGUGAUGAACUCUGGGCCAUCCUGGAACAAGUUACGAUUGCUGCUUUGGACUCAAACAGGCAGGACUUAGCCUUGGAGUGUCUUCAAACACUAAACAAACAGUUUCCUAAUAGUACACGGGUCACUAAGCUACAGGCCUUAAGGCUAGAAUCUCUGGGAAAGUACGAGGAAGCUCAGUACUUGUAUGACAACUUACUGCAGUUGGAUGAUACGAACAUGGUAUGAGUUAUGUCCAUUUAUUUGUAAUUUCAAUGUUUAGAGUAUCCGAAAAAGAAAAAUUGCCAUAGAAAUCUCUCAGGGGAACCGAUUGGAAGCUAUAAAGAUGCUGGACGAGUACCUACACUCUUUCGUUAACGACUCAGAAGCUUGGGCCGAACUGGGAGAGCUUUAUCUUCAGGAAAAUGAUAUUUUACGCGCAAUAUAUUGUUUCGAGGAAGUUCUUUUGGCCGCGGUACGUUCCUUUUUUCUCUUAUUGUCAUUUUUGUGUUUUGGCUUUGAAAUUUGUAAAAUAUUAUUUUUAAUUUUUCAGCCCAACAACAGCUCGUUGUACUGUAGAUUGGGAGAGUUAAGGUAUACACUUGGGGGCCAAGAGAACAUCGAAGUGGCCAAGAACUACUUUGAAAAGUCAAUUAAACUCAAUUUAAAUGCUCGAUCUCUUUAUGGCCUUAUUUUGGUAAGUAAAACACAAUUAUUUUAUAGAAUGGUACUAACACGCCAUUUUUACUCUUGUACAAUAUAUUUAUUAUAACGUUCAUAAUCUCUCAUUCAGGCUUGCAACUCACUUCUGGGCAAAUCGACUGGUCAGAAAAAGCGGGAAAUUGUGGUAGCUGCUCAGAACGCCAUUGAAAGUCUGGGAGAAUUGUAUAAAGAAAAGGGCGAGAACCCCAAUUCCUCUGUUUGUAACAAAGUGGUACAAUCCUUAAAGUCGUCGUUUGUUUAA
Messenger RNA from Bursaphelenchus okinawaensis, 1127 nucleotides. The record is from the annotation of a GenBank genome assembly. Lineage: Eukaryota; Metazoa; Nematoda; Chromadorea; Rhabditida; Aphelenchoididae.